CUGGGAAAACGUGUCUCCGACGAGCAUCCUGCUUGCUUACACUGAGUCUCUCUUUUAUAAAAAUACUAUUUCAGUGUGAUAAAAUGCCCGUUUUUUUGUUUUGAUUUUUAACUGGGAACCCAGAACGUACAAACCUGGCCGGACUGGCCGCUUAUCUGCUUCCCCCCGCUGGUCACUGGUGUAUCCCAAGAUGGAGGGCACAGCCCGAGGGCACUGACGCCUGUCCCGCGUGGGAGCGAGUGGGGUUCGGGACACCGGGAGCGGCCGGGGGACAGCGCCAUGCCUCACAAGAAGAAAAAACCCUUCAUAGAGAAGAAGAAAGCAGUAACAUUUCACUUAGUGCACCGAAGUCAGAGGGAUCCUCUUGCUGCUGAUGAUACUGCACCCCAGAGAGUUCUGCUGCCCACACAGAAAGGGCAUGACGAACAAAGAAGGGAAGAGCAGCGCAAGUAUGGUGUCUUCUUUGAUGAUGACUAUGACUAUUUGCAGCACCUCAAAGAAGCCUCUGGUCCCUCUGAGCUUGUCCCGUCUGUGCGUGGACAGCAAAGCAGAAUUGUCAUCACAAGUGAGGGGCAUAUAGAAGAUGAAAUUCAGAGAAUUACGGCUCCAUCCAUUAAGUUGCCUUCCUCAGUAUUUGCCACAGAGUUUGAAGAGGAUGUGGGCUUGUUAAAUAAAGCUGCUCCUGUUUCAGGACCACGUCUAGAUUUUGACCCAGAUAUCGUUGCCGCUCUUGAUGAUGAUUUUGACUUUGACAAUCCAGAAAAUAUCCUGGAAGAUGAUUUUGUUCUACAAGCAAAUAAACCACAGAAGAGGGGACCAAAUACUGAGGAUGAAGAUGAAUGGGAAGAUAUGGAAGAUGAUAGUGAUGAAAAGGAUAGCUGCAGUACUGAUAAUGACUAUGAUUCAGAAGGUCCUUUGUCAGAUGAUGAGGCUAAUGGACGGACAAAAGAAUUCCUUUUUAUGCAAGAAGAAACCAGGAGUCGUUUCACAGAAUAUUCUAUGACAUCCUCUGUAAUAAGACGGAAUGAGCAGUUAACCCUGUUGGAUGACAGAUUUGAGAAGUUUUAUGAACAAUUUGAUGAAGAUGAGAUUGGAGCCUUAGAUAACGUGGAGUUAGAAGGCUACAUUAACACAGACAAUGCUCGGUUGCAGGAAGUCCUGGAUGAUUACUAUAAAGAGAAAGCAAAGAAUUGUGUGAAAUUGGAUGCUCUUGAACCUGAUGAAAAUUUGGACUCUCCUGCAAAUGAAGAAAGUGAGGAAGAAAAGGAAGAAAUAGUAACUGUAGUUAUUGAGGAGCCAAAAGAAAAGUGGGAUUGCGAAUCCAUUUUGAGUACCUAUUCAAACUUAUAUAAUCACCCAACACUUAUUAAGGAGCCAUCAAAGCCCAAGCCAAUAAAAAUUUCUCAGAAGACUGGAAUUCCCCUACAUGUCUUGCCUGAGAAAGGUCUCACUGCUAAGCAGGUGGAACGCAUGCAAAUGAUAAAUGGUAGUGACCUGCCAAAAGCAUCAACACAGCCUCGUUCCAAAGCUGAGAGCAAAGAGGAUCGCAAAGCCAGAAAACAGGCAAUAAAAGAGGAGCGAAAGGAACGCAGAAUGGAGAAGAAAGCCAACAAGCUGGCCUUCAAACAGGAGAAAACAAGACAAGAAAAAGAGUUGCUCAAUCUGAAACAAAACGUGCAAGGUCUGAAGCUGUCCUGAUGAAACUGAGAAACGUAAUGUGGAAACAUCCCUAAUUUUUCAUUUGUAUUGAGAAGGGAACUGCUAACUCACACCUUUGCCAGUCCUGCUCAAAGGGAAUUGUUCAAAUCUCACUGUAACAAGACCCAGUAAUUUGUCAUUUUUUCUGAAGUGAAAUUCUGUAUGAAAUAAUGUAUUGGUGAUAUCUGUUCUGUCAUGAGUGACAUGGCAGUUGCUGCAAAGUUUCACUAUGGUAAAAAUGUAAUAAAAUUACGAAUAUUUUUCUUAAAAGUUA
This is a messenger RNA of Catharus ustulatus (Swainson's thrush), 1972 nucleotides long. RefSeq names its product LTV1 ribosome biogenesis factor (gene LTV1). Gene Ontology annotation, cellular component: nucleus; cytosol; preribosome, small subunit precursor. NCBI's taxonomy places the organism in Eukaryota, Metazoa, Chordata, Aves, Passeriformes, Turdidae. The transcript is spliced from 11 exons. The coding region runs from base 280 to 1698 and encodes 472 amino acids. The record is from RefSeq and is a predicted model, not a curated record. Gene Ontology annotation, biological process: ribosomal small subunit biogenesis; ribosomal small subunit export from nucleus.